Messenger RNA from Spirometra erinaceieuropaei, 1018 nucleotides. NCBI's taxonomy places the organism in Eukaryota, Metazoa, Platyhelminthes, Cestoda, Diphyllobothriidea, Diphyllobothriidae. The record is from the annotation of a GenBank genome assembly.
AUGAGACCAAAAGUCACUGGUCGACGUAAGCUCUCGGCUCUUGUAAGUAAACAUGGCCUAACUAAACGUAAGUCAGAAGCUUUACCUAAAUCUAAGUCAGAUGAUAUUUCUAGUCAGUCGUCACCCGUUGUAAUUGGUCGGCAGCUUAAUCUGUCUGCACUUGACCACUGCAAUGACUUUAUGCUAAAGUUUGGCUCCUUGCUGACAAUUCUUGGACAUUUAUUCGACGGGAACAUCUCCGAUGUUCCCUCUGAAGAAUGUAGGCGUCUCGACUCACUUGUUCACCUGAUCGCCAGUGAAUCUAGUGAUAGACAGAAGCGUUCUUCCAACUUCCUGCUAAAAAAUGUUCGUCGAUCUGCUCGGCCAAUUGAUGUUGCGACCAGUUUCCUGUAUUCAUGUGGUUUCAAUUAUAAAACGGCUGAUGCCAAACGCUUGUUCUCCCGUAGUACAAAUCCACCCAUCUUAGUCAAAUUGUUUUCAUCAAUCGAAGUUGACACAAUCUUUACUCAUCGAGAGCGUGUCACUGCGUACCUAGAGAAGGCAAAAUUUUUCCUUUGUCAUGAUCUUACUCCUAUGGAGCGUAGAAUGGGGUCUCUAUUCUCACGUAAUCCUACUGCUUCUCAGUCUAAUGCUCCCCAACUCGGUCAUAAUACAAGUGGCCGUAAGGAUUCAGCUUCUCCUACUCCUGCGACAUCUGACUCCCUCCUUCCUCUUUCUCCUACAUCUCCAUUUCACUCAAGCUUCUUGACGCAUUUGCCUGCCCCUAAACUCGCAGCAGCAGCAGCAGCAGCAGCAGCAGCAGCAGCAGCAGCAGCAGCAGCAGCAGCAGCAGCAGCAGCAGCAGCAGCAGCAGCAGCAGCAGCAGCAGCAGCAGCAGCAGCAGCAGCAGCAGCAGCAGCAGCAGCAGCAGCAGCAGCAGCAGCAGCGGCAGCAGCAGCAGCCCCAUUUGUCGUUUCGUAUCCUCCGGAUAGUCCCGCUGAGACACAUGAAAAUCCGCCUACAUCAGCUAGACCGAUAA